GACCCUCCUGCGCUGCUAUUGAUUUGAAAAACGACCCUCGCUGCAGCGAGAAAGAAAGGCGACGCCCGUGGUGGUGGUGGUGGUCGUGGCAGUCGGUAGGCAUGGAGUUUGAGAAGAGGAAGGGCAUGGCUUUGGCAGCCUUGGCUUCAGAAUUGGGCGAUAAAUCCCCUAAAGGAUCAGUCGAUGCCCCAAUCCUUCUCUUGCUUCGCACCAUCAACGCCAUUCCCUCCUAUUUCACCACCUCCUCUUGCUCUGGUAGAAUCUCCAUCCUCCUCCACCCUCAUACCAUUACGAAGAAGAACAAAAAGAAAGCGGGGGAUUGGUUAUUUGUGAGCCACGAGCCUGCAAAUCCGGAAGCCGUAGUUCGGCUCUUGUUCGACGAGCAAGAGAGAGAGCAGGAUGGAGGGCUUGUUGUGUUCAGAUUUGAGCCAUUCAUUCUCGCUGUUGAUUGUAUUGAUGUAGCCUCGGCCCAGUCCCUCGUCUCCACAGCCAUCUCUUGUGGUUUCAGAGAGUCUGGUAUAACGGGUAUUGGGAGGAGAAUUAUGGUGUCAAUAAGAUGCUCCAUUCGGUUGGAGGUGCCAUUAGGACAACUUGGUAGGCUCAUGGUUUCGUCAGAGUAUGUGAGAUUCUUAGUUGGUCUUGCUAAUGAGAAAUUUGAGGAGAAUAAGAGGAGGACUGAUGCUUUCCUUCAGGCGUUACAUAUGAAGGGGUCACCAGGUUCAGCUGACAGUAAGAAAGAUUUUCAUGAUAGAAUACAAGGCUACUCCUCCAUGACACGAAGCAAAUUUGCUGAUCUUGAAUCCAAGCAAACUGAUAUUUUAUGUGAAAUGAGUUCGUCUGAGAAAGAUAUCCCGGCUGCCUGUGCAGCUGAACCUCCGAAUAUGCAUAUGGAAGAUGAAGAUCCUUAUGAUUACAGGAAGUUUUCAGUGGGUAGCAUAUUGCUGUCAUAUCAUUCAGAAAUUGAGCACUGCAAGUUGGAUAGAGAAGAAACAGGACAUGAUUCUGGGUCAUCCAAUUCUCUUCAGCAUGGCCUUUCAGUCAAUGAACUGGUGAUCUCUGGUGAACUGGUUGAGAAGCUUCUCCUUUGGGGCCAUUCUGCUUGUGUAUUAGAUACUACAAAGUUUAAGCAAAUCCUGGUUUUUGGUGGAUUUGGAGGUUUAGGGCGACAUGCUCGCCAAAAUGAGUCUUUCACUCUAGACCCUAAAGUAGGCUUGUUAAAAAAGAUAAAUGUAUCAGGCCCACCAUCUCCACGCAUCGGUCACACAUUGUCAGUUGUUGGAAACCACGUAUUUAUUAUUGGAGGCCGAGGUGAUCCAAUACAAAUUCUUGAUGAUGUAUGGGUCCUUCAUGUAGAUGAAAAUAGAUGGGAACAGUUAGCUUGUUCUGGUAGUGAGUUCCAUGCGAGGCAUCGGCAUGCGGCUGCAGUUGUGGGUUCAAAAAUAUAUGUUUUUGGUGGUCUUGACUGUGGAAGGAUAUACAGCAGCAUGUUUGUUUUAGACACAGAAUUGUUGCAAUGGAAUGAGGUGUGUAUCAAAGGGGAAUUGCCUUGUGCCCGCCAUUCACAUUCGAUGGUGGCUGUCAGUCGCAAGUUAUAUAUGUUUGGGGGUUAUGAUGGUGAGAGACCCUUAGGGGACCUAUACAGUUUUGAUGUUGCCACUUCUCUGUGGAAGAAAGAGCUGACAUUGGGAACAAAUCCAUCCCCAAGACUUUCACAUUGCAUGUUUGUCUAUAAAAGGUAUGUUGGCAUAUUGGGGGGAUGCCCUCUCGGAUACCAAUACCAGAAGUUAGCGUUACUCGAUCUGAAUGAUCUAGUUUGGAAGCAUGUUAAGCUACAAUCUAUCAAUGAAUCUCUUCUGAUUCGUAGUGCAGCUUGUGUUGUUGAAGAUGAUCUUGUCAUUAUUGGUGGCGGUGCAUCUUGUUAUGCAUUCGGAACAAAGUUUAAUGCUCCAUUGAAGAUAAAUUUGUACAAGAUAGGUUUGUUACCUUGUGGUUCUUGUGAUAUAGGAGACAAAUCCAAUGCAAAAAUUGAUGAGAAAGGGCACGACAGUAAUACCGGUAUUUCCAUUUGUCAUGGAGAUGAUCCGCUGGCAUCACAUGAGAAUGAUUCAAUGUGUAAGGCUACCAAAUUGAGUCCUGUAUCUUAUGAUGCUAAAUUCAGUGACCACACAGACAUAAUGGCUGGGAGCAAUAGUGAUAACAAGUGUAUGAAACACUGGGUUCUGCAGAUUGAAAGAGCACAUGCUAAAUUUGGAAAGGAUAUAUUAAAAAAUUUAGGGUGGUUGGAUCUUGGGAGAAGGGUGUAUUCAAGCAAGGAUGGAACACAAAUUUAUUUACCAAUAACGAAAAACUGCUACCCCUUUCUUCGAGAGAAAUUAAUGGCUUCUGCUGAAGGAUUUGAUAACUGGAAUGGCAUUUAUCCAAAAAAACUGAAUUCAGGAAAGGAAAAUUUUCAAUCGGUUGAUUCUUUAUCAAUAUUAGUCAAUCUUCUGUUAUCUGGUGGUGGCUCCCUAACUAUUGAUGCCAGUCCUCGUGCUCGAAAGGCACCCAAAGCUCCUCACCAUGUAUUGAGAGAAGAAGUUUGUUCAUUGAUAAAGCAGAAAGGCCUUUCUCCAGAGCUGCUGGAUCAGUUGCCCAGCAGGUGGGAGAGAUUCGGGGAUUUGUUAAUACUUCCCAUGGAUUCUUUUAAGGAUAAGGUUUGGGAUUCUAUCGGGGAGGAGCUUUGGCCAAUUGUUAUGAAAUCACUUGAAGCAAAUCGUCUUGCUCGUCAGGGUCGAAUUUCUCCCACUGGGACAAGGGAUAGUACUGUAGAGCUCCUUAUGGGAGAUAAUGGCUGGGUUGAGCAUCAAGAAAAUGGCAUAAUCUAUACUUUUGAUGUGACAAAGUGCAUGUUUUCUUCGGGUAACGUCUCUGAGAAGCUUCGGAUGGCCCAUCUUGACUGUAGGAACGAAGUAAUUGUCGACUUGUAUGCUGGAAUUGGCUACUUUGUGCUUCCUUUCCUUGUUAAGGCCGGAGCAAAACUGGUUUAUGCUUGUGAGUGGAACCCUCAUGCGUUGGAGGCUCUACGUCACAAUGUCCGAGCCAAUCAUGUAGCCGAUAGGUGUAUCAUUCUUGAAGGAGAUAAUCAGAUCACAGCACCCAGAGGAAUAGCUAAUCGUGUUUGCCUUGGUCUCCUUCCAACCAGUGAAAGUGGUUGGCCAACUGCGGUGAGGGCAUUGAGGCCUGAGGGCGGUGUAAUGCAUGUGCAUGGAAAUGCCAAAGAUGUAGAGGAGGGCUCAUGGUCAGAACAUGUAGUAAGAUCAAUAAAGGACAUUGCUGAUUCUAUAGGUUAUUGCUGGGAUGUUUCAAUUGAGCAUCUGGAGCGUGUGAAGUGGUACGCACCACACAUUCGACAUCUUGUAGCAGAUGUGAGGUGUCGCCAAUGUAAUUCCUACAUUUUAUAGCAGAUAGGUUUCUGAUCAGAUUUUUAUUGGUUCAUAUGGUGCAAGGGACAUCCACAUUGAGAUUUUUGGCUUCAAACCAUUAAUUCUUGUGAGUCAAUAUUAAAUGAGUCAAAAGUUAGAAAUAACGUGACUGGGUGGAAUUUAUGUUUGGCAUGAGAGAAACUCUUGUAACUAAGAAGGGUUUCUUAAAGACCUAACUCAUGUUAUAAAUAUUUAUUCUGCCAAGUAAUGUUGGAAACUCUGCUCAUUGAUAAU
This is a messenger RNA of Amborella trichopoda, 3695 nucleotides long. RefSeq names its product Met-10+ like family protein / kelch repeat-containing protein. NCBI's taxonomy places the organism in Eukaryota, Viridiplantae, Streptophyta, Magnoliopsida, Amborellales, Amborellaceae. Gene Ontology annotation, biological process: tRNA methylation; wybutosine biosynthetic process. Gene Ontology annotation, cellular component: cytoplasm. The record is from RefSeq and is a predicted model, not a curated record. Gene Ontology annotation, molecular function: protein binding; tRNA methyltransferase activity.